Molecule: messenger RNA, 1425 nt
Organism: Cydia strobilella
Lineage: Eukaryota; Metazoa; Arthropoda; Insecta; Lepidoptera; Tortricidae
Exons: 7
Coding region: 162-1232 (356 amino acids)
Source: RefSeq, a predicted model, not a curated record
AACUCGAACGUAAAUAAUGCAUGCGGGUGGGGUGUAUAGAAAAGUAAAUUGGCUGGUAUUAAAUACAAACAAAAUGUAUUCGUUUAUUUAAAAGCAAUUAAAAUAACUCCCGACUUGUUAUUCAAUGUGUGAUCUCUUACUUCAGUAAUUAAUAUCGCACAAUGGAAGCAGAUUCAACUACUUUGGACACCAGUCCGAAGGAUACAAGUUUUCAGCCAGUUUUCCCUUUCUCCGUUAGUCCAGGGAACAACCAGCUCUACAACACUUUUGCAACGCAUAGUGGUGAAAGGAGUCUCGAAUGGCAGAUUGUUGAGAAGCUGCAAGCACAUGGACUUCUGCCUAAAACGGUGAAGUGCCCCGCAGGGAAGGCCGAGUGCAGAGUGGUGUGCAAAAAUGCCAGAGUUAUUGAUAGAGUCCAAUGGGUGUGUGAAACAUGUGGGACUCGGCAGCCAGUGCGCCUUGGCUCAUUCUUCAUGAAGCUCCAGUGCUCCCUGCUUCAAGCUCUGCAAAUCAUCCUGGCGUGGAGCGAGGAUGGUGACAUCACGCAGGCUGCGCAGCACUUUGGAGUAAAAGAUCGCGUAGCAACCGCCAUCUAUAACAAAAUGGAUGACCUGGCCAUCAACGCGCAGAUGAAGGACCAGCUGGGUGGCGAGAACAGUGUGGUGCUCGCCGAGAUGUACCCAGACUGCAUCAACAGGCUGUCUCCUGACACAACAGACACACCACAUGUUCAUAGAAUACUUAUGCUGGCAGACACUAAUCACAUACCUACACGCUACUGGCUGCACGUCAUAAAAGAGGACAAUAAGAAAACACCACCAAAUAACUCAUUGGACUCUGAGCAUUUGAGAGCAACAGUAGAAGAGGUGGUGAAGAAGGCAACGCUACCCAAUUCAAUAAUAGUGACCGGGAACAGUGUACCCGCGAUAGAGGGCGCCUGCUCCACACAACAGCUGCUGCAGCACUGCGAUGCCGAUAUGCAACAUUUUCUGACUUCACGCAUUUGGCGCGGCGCGGUGACGCUAUGCGCAGCGUCCCGGGAGCUGUGCGGCGCGGGGGCGGGGGCGGGGGCGGGGGCGGGGGCGGGCGCGGGCGCGGGGGCGGGCGCGGCGUGGUGCGCAUGCGCGGCGCAGCGCUACCUGGACGCGGCGCUGUACCGCGUCGCGCGCGCCGAGCUGUUCGCGCAUGCGCUGCAGCUUAUCGCCGAUGAUACACGAGACAAGUUGCAAUGAUACAUUAGCGUCAUCAUAGACCGAGGGUCGGCCAACCGCGGCUCGCGAGUCACAUGCAACUCUUUGGGGGUCUUCGAGUGACUAGAAAAAUUACAUCUGCUGACCUCUUAAACCACUGAAAGCACCAUUUGCGGCUCUUUGACAUUCUUAAACUGGUGAUUUCUACUGCGGUUGUCUCAUUUUCUCAAAAGUU